GGGUCGACACUUCCAUAUAAAAAGCCUGACCCCCAAGCCAGUCACUAAAAACACGACUCUAUCGCUUUUAAAAUAAAGUCUAUAUUUGAAUAACCGCAAGGCUUCAAGUUUGAGAUGCGAAUCAUUACCAACAUACAGAAUCUUAACAUUUUGUUAUCUAUGAUUUUGUGAUUACUGAAGGUUGGCAGCUUUGCAAUGACUUUUUCACUUUUUGAAGUUGUUUGAAAAUUGUAUAAAACAAACAUCUGAAAAAAUUGAUUUUUGCUUGAAUAUCAAGUGAAUUGGCUAUUAAAUUUGUGCUUUUAUGUUAAGUUUUGUUGCGUGUCACCGAUUUCGUGAGUUUAAUUACAUUUUCACCGACUCCUUGAAAAGUGAUACCUACUUAUUAUUUUCGUCUGAAAAUAUUUCAACUAACAUGGAAAGCCGCAUCUGCAAGAAGUGUACGAUUUGUGGAGUACGUAGACUCCCCAAAUCGAGCAUAUUUCUUGCAAAAUUUCCUCUUGACCCUGAUCGAUGUCGAUUAUGGGUGAAAGCAUCGGGCAUUGAAGAUUUAGUUUAUGUGCCAAUUGAAAAGUUGCAUCAGCUCAAGUUUAUAUGUGGUGCCCACUUUACCCGUCAAUGCUUUAAUGCAAAAGGGAACCGGUUGUUAGCCAGUGCAGUGCCAACUGAAGGUCUCAUGAGAACCCCUUUAUCUGAUGACCUUUUUACUGAGUUUCCUUUGCAUAUUAAAUCAUAUUAUGAUAAAAUUAAUCCUGCUGGAAAACAUACAGAUAAACUUAUGUCUACUACCGAAAAGAUAAACAUGAAUAUGGCAAUUGAAGCAAGCACUGAAAUAAAUGAGACAGAGGCACAUAUUUAUCAAGGUGGACCAGUGCUUACUAAUGUCCAUAAAACAUAUGGUACUGAUAAUUUUGUACCAAUACCUUCAACCUCGAAAACUCCUACACACUUGACAUAUAAAAGAAAAAAAGGAGUAGAAAUGUAUCCUACGGCGAACGAUGAAAUUUCGGUUCAGAACAUUGUAUCACCAAAAAAAUGCAAGACUGGAACCACAAUGCAGAUGGGGGGUGAAGAAAUUCUGGUGCAAGGCUAUAAAACAUCAAGGAAAAGUCGAACAAAUGAUGAAAUAACUUUAACAAAAAGAGAAAGGAGAAUAUUAAAACGUCUACAAGAAUCAAAAAUCACGAUAAGGAGAAUGGCAAAGUCCUUAUUAAAUUUGGAUAAAUUAGACUCUGAUAUCCUUAAAUCGAUUGUGGAAAAUGCAGUCAAAAAUUACAAAAAAGCCCCACACGGAAAACGAUGGCAACCGCAAAACAAAACCUACGCUCUGUCUGUUCUCCUAAAGCAUACCGCUCAAGCAUUAAGCAACACGAUGGCCGCGGUUUUGAAGAUGAUAGCAUGGAGCGACCCACGUUCAGAAGAGAUCAACGAUACUGCCUACAUUGUUGAAGAAAUGGACAAACUUUUUGAUUGCACAAAUGGACCAAAAUCGCCAGAAGAUAAUUAA
Molecule: messenger RNA, 1507 nt
Organism: Aricia agestis (brown argus)
Lineage: Eukaryota; Metazoa; Arthropoda; Insecta; Lepidoptera; Lycaenidae
Exons: 9
Coding region: 305-1507 (400 amino acids)
Source: RefSeq, a predicted model, not a curated record